Erpetoichthys calabaricus (reedfish) is the source of this 2919-nucleotide messenger RNA. It is a transcript of the gene dpp3, whose product is annotated as dipeptidyl-peptidase 3. The record is from RefSeq and is a predicted model, not a curated record. Gene Ontology annotation, molecular function: dipeptidyl-peptidase activity; metalloexopeptidase activity. The coding region runs from base 187 to 2370 and encodes 727 amino acids. Gene Ontology annotation, biological process: proteolysis. NCBI's taxonomy places the organism in Eukaryota, Metazoa, Chordata, Cladistia, Polypteriformes, Polypteridae. The transcript is spliced from 18 exons. Gene Ontology annotation, cellular component: cytoplasm.
UGAUUGGCGAAAUUAUGAAACUAUCGGCUUUAGCGGUCUACAAUUGGACAAUGGAGCACUAGGGUGGGCUCUAUGGGCAAUGAAUGGGGAAAUAGGCGGAAGUAAGUGUGAGGUGAGAGUGUCUCGUGUAAGUGUUGAGUGCCGGUUUACCUGAACUAAGAAACCACUCUCUCCCUCUGCUUAAUAAUGGUGGACUCACAGUACAUCCUACCCAACGAUGUGGGGAUCUCACCUCUGGACUGUGCUGAGGCAUUUCGACUUCUGUCCCCAAAGGAGAAGCUGUAUGCUCAUUACCUCUCACGCGCCUCAUGGUAUGGUGGGUUGAUAGUUCUGUUGCAGACCUCUCCGGAGUCUCCCACCAUCUAUGUGCUUCUGCAGAGACUGUUUCGAAAGCAGCCGCCCAGUGUUCUAGAGAGUGUGGCCAGUGCAGCUGGCCUUUCUCCAGAAGAAUACCAGGCUUUCCUAGUAUAUGCUGCUGGUAUUUAUGCCAACAUGGGCAACUACAAAUCAUUUGGUGACACCAAAUUUAUACCUAAUCUGCCAAAGGAAAAGUUGAAAGCUCUCAUGUGGCAAAGCCAAGCAUUUAAGGAUAGUCCUACCCAAUUGGAAGCGUUGUGGAAUAGUUGUGGUGAUCUUAUGUACUCUCUGGAUGAGAAGCUGAAACAGUUGGGUUUGGGUGACAAGGGAAUAACUACUUACUUCUCUGGGAACUGCUGUUUAAAGGAUGCUGAGCUUGUGCAGAAAUUUCUUGACUCUAAGAAUCUGAGUGCUUAUAAUACUCGCCUUUUCAAGCAAGUGAAUAAUGAUGGGAAAUGCUGCUAUGAAGUGCGCCUGGCUUCUGCCAUUAAAGACGAAUGUCCUAUUGAUGGUGAUGUUGACAAUAAGUGUGGCUGUUACAAUUUUGAUGGAACUUUGUUCAAAGUGGUGCGUGGUGACUAUGCUCCUCUUAUGCAGAGAGUGGUGGACUGUCUUAAAAAAGCCAAGGCCUAUGCAGCUAAUGAAAAUGAAGAACAUAUGCUUGAGGAUUAUGCGCAAAGCUUUUUCUUUGGGUCCAUUGAAGCACAUAAACAGGGCUCUCGUUACUGGAUCAAAGAUAAAGGACCAAUUGUGGAAAGCUACAUUGGCUUUAUUGAAAGCUACAGAGAUCCUUUUGGUUCACGUGGAGAGUUUGAAGGUUUUGUAGCUGUUGUGAAUAAAGCAAUGAGUGCCCGCUUUGCGGAGUUGGUAAACUCUGCAGAGGUCUUACUGCCAGAGCUGCCUUGGCCCACACAGUUUGAGAAGGAUCGUUUUCUCAAGCCAGAUUUCACUUCGCUAGAUGUACUCACUUUUGCUGGCAGUGGAAUUCCUGUGGGCAUCAACAUCCCCAACUAUGAUUGCAUCCGUCAGUCAGAAGGCUUUAAGAAUGUGUCUCUCGGCAAUGUGUUGGCCGUGGCUUCAGCCACACAAAAAGAGAAGCUGACAUUCCUGAGGGAGGAGGACAAGGAUCUCUAUAUCAAACUGAGGAACCCAUCAUUUGAGGUGCAAGUGGGCUUGCAUGAACUUCUAGGACAUGGCAGUGGGAAGCUUUUUGUUGAGGAUGAAAAGGGAAACUUCAACUUUGAUUCCAAGAAUGUGAGAAAUCCAGAGACAGGAGAACUGGUUUCAAGCUGGUACAAAGGAAGUGAAACUUGGGACAGUAAGUUCUCAACCAUUGCUUCAACCUAUGAAGAGUGCAGAGCAGAAUGCGUUGGUCUGUACCUCUGUCUCAAUAACCGAGUAUUAAGCAUCUUUGGUCAAGAAGGAUCAGAUGCAGAGGAUGUAGUUUAUAUUAAUUGGCUGAACAUGGUGAGAGCAGGAGUGUUGGCCCUUGAAUUUUACACCCCAGCAAGCAAGACCUGGAGACAGGCUCAUAUGCAGGCUCGCUUUGUGAUCCUGCGUGUACUUCUGGAGGCAAGUGAAGGCUUAGUAUCCCUAGAGCAUACUGUUGGAUCAGAUGGUAAGCCAGAUGCCAUUAUCUCCUUGGACAGAACAAAGAUUAGGAGUGUCGGCAAACCUGCUAUUGAGCGAUUCCUUCGUAGACUGCAGAUCCACAAGUCUACAGCAGAUGUUGAGGGUGGACGUGCCCUAUAUGAAGGUUACUCUUCUGUAACAGACAAUGAACCAGAAAAGUUCCUAACUCUUCGAGAAACUGUGCUGCUAAGAAAGGAGGCUCGGAAGUUGUUUGUCCAAGCCAAUACGAGAGUUCAAGGAGACACCACAGAACUUCAGGAAUAUGCCGGCAGUGCAGCUGACCUCAUUCGCUCAUUUGUUGACCGAUUUCAUGAUGAUGGAGAAGAGCUAGAGGAAGAGAUUCUUGCUCUAGGCCAGAUGGAUGCACAUUGUUGGAGUUAAAUUUUUUUUAAAAGGAAGUCAGCUGAUAUAGUUUAUUACUUACUAAUUACUUUUUACUUAAAAAGAGAUAAUGUUGGAUUCUACAAGGAUGGAUUUAAUCAAGGAGGGUGAUAAAGUCGUCUGUUUAUUUUUUCCUCUAGCACUUGCUUUUACAACAGUCUGAAUGAAAUUAUUCCAACAGCACGCUUCAGGACUCUUUUUUACCAUUUCAAAUAUUCAUAGGUGAUCACCAAAAUGGGAGAAUCAGUUUUUUCUUUUCCUUAGAAAAUGGCUUAUAUCUGGGAUUACUUUGAAUAUGGCUGUAGACUGUCCUACUACUGGUACCAUUAGCUUGUAAAUUUAAAACAUGUUUGCAAUGAAAUUAGUGUCCACGCAAUGUAGCCUUGCUUUUUAAAUAUUUUGAAGCUCCUAAAUUUUGGUAGUAAUUUUUUUCUGACAGCUAUGUAAUCCUCCCAAUAGACCUUACACUUACAACUAAUGUAUAGGACAUGGCUGUGACACUAAUAUGUACUGUUUAAAAGAGAAUAAACACUUUUUCCCCCACUUGAA